Molecule: messenger RNA, 3604 nt
Organism: Cryptomeria japonica (Japanese cedar)
Lineage: Eukaryota; Viridiplantae; Streptophyta; Pinopsida; Cupressales; Cupressaceae
Product: probable glucan 1,3-alpha-glucosidase
Exons: 6
Coding region: 698-3484 (928 amino acids)
Biological process (GO): carbohydrate metabolic process; N-glycan processing
Molecular function (GO): alpha-glucosidase activity; carbohydrate binding
Source: RefSeq, a predicted model, not a curated record
AUAUUUCCUUACCAUUUUGGAAAACAACAGAUAUACUCUAAAGAAUUAAGAUCACCUCUCGCUUGAUUCGAGCUCAAAACACAACAAUGGAGAUGUACUGUGUUGGAUGAUGGCUCGGGAUGCUUGUUUCAUUGUGUUUUGCUAAAAAAAAAAAUUAAAUAUUGACAAGUUAUUUGAAAAAGUAUUUUGAGCUCGGGGAACGUGGCCUCCCAUUUUUGGGGACAAAUCCGGCACUCCUGUGGUGAAGUCUGAGAUCAUAAAUAAUCAAGUUAGAGAUUCAAAUUCUACUAUUCCUGGAACUUCUUCUUGCUUUGGAGAUGACGGUUUCAGAAGCAAAUGCCAAAGGUGUUGCUGCAGGGUGUGUUCCGCGACAUCUACAUCGGCGCUACGGGUAUUUUGAGGAUGGCAAAUUACCCAGGCAGGACCAUAUUUUGGACAUUUAUUACUGGAACGAAAAAUUGACCGUGAAGCACCGUUGAAAAGAUCAGUAGACACGCCUUUUGCUGUUCAACGACGUGACAUCUUGAUAUGUGUUGGGCGAAGAUGAAUUCUAUAGUCUCGCCACCUCUAUUACCGCUUCUCAGUCGUCGAUCUAACAAUUUCAGCUUCCCUUUCUCGUCGAAGUAGACUUGACUAUAUAUUUUGAACAUGUAUUUUUGUGGUUAACAGCAGUUAAACGGAGCGUCGUAGGCCGAGUAUGUACCUGCAAGUAUCGCGGAAUGAAAUGGCAAGCCAAUUGAGUUCAAGAAUCGGGGGCAUGGCGAUUUCAAAACGGUCUGUAGAACUAGUACUAGCAUGGCUACUUGUGUUCGGAACAAUAGCAAAUGUAUCGUGCUGGAAAAAGGAGGAGUUUCGAAAUUGCAGGCAAACCCCUUUCUGCAAACAAGGACGAGCAAGAAAACCCCACAUAGCUUACCUCAAAGCCCUAGACGUUUCCCUCCAAGACGGAGCGCUAGCCGCCAGGCUCGAACACCAACAUUAUGUUUCCCCAGCCUUGAUGCUGGAAAUCUCCGUGUACCAGGACGGAAUUCUGCGUUUCAAGGUGGACGAAGAGGCGGCGGAAGGCAAAAGAAAGCGCUUUCAAGUUCCCGAUGUGCUGGUGGAAGAUGUGGAGAACAAUAAGCUGUGGCUGCAAAGAGUAAAACAAGAGAAUAAAGGCGGCGUUUUGUCAUCUGUAUUUUAUCUCGCCCCCGGAUAUGAGGGCGUCCUGCAACACGAUCCUUUUCAGGUUUAUGUUCGCAAAGGUAAGGAGCGUUUAAUCUCGUUUAACAGCAAGGGCCUUUUUCAUUUUGAACAUUUGAGACAAAAAAAUGAAGAGAAUUGGGAGGAAAGCUUUCGUGGCCAUACCGAUUCAAGGCCUCAUGGUCCCCAGUCUAUUAGUUUAGACGUGUCUUUUCAUGGAGCUAAAUUUGUGUAUGGAAUCCCCGAACAUGCUGCCGGUUUGACUCUGAAACCAACCAGAGGUCCCGAGGUCGAAUCCGAGCCCUACCGCUUGUUCAACCUCGAUGUGUUUGAGUACAUUUCGGAUUCCCCCUUUGGUCUCUAUGGUUCCGUUCCCUUUAUGAUCUCUCACGCCAAGGAGUCUACAACGGGCUUUUUCUGGCUUAAUGCAGCAGAGAUGCAAAUAGAUGUCAUGGCUCCUGGUUGGGAUGGGGAUCGCUUGGGGGCUGCGAUUGACACACACUGGAUGGCAGAAAGUGGUAUUGUCGAUGGGUUUUUUUUCUUAGGCCCCAAACCCAAGGAUGUGAUAAGGCAAUACACUAGUCUCACAGGGACUUCCACCAUGCCCCAGCAUUUUGCCACUGCGUAUCAUCAGUCCCGCUGGAAUUACAGGGACGAGGAAGAUGUGGCUUUGGUAGAUGCUAAAUUCGACGAGCUUGAUAUACCCUAUGAUGUUCUCUGGCUUGAUAUCGAGCACACUGAUGGGAAGAGAUAUUUUACUUGGGACAAGACACUCUUUCCCCACUCAGUGGAGAUGCAAAAUAAGCUCGCAGCCAAGGGUCGGCACCUGGUGACCAUUGUUGAUCCUCAUAUUAAGAGGGAUGAUGGGUUUCUACUGCACAAGGAGGCUGCUCGGAAAGGAUAUUAUGUCAAGGAUGCUUAUGGUAAGGACUAUGAUGGAUGGUGUUGGCCGGGUGCAUCAUCCUAUUUGGAUAUGUUGAAUCGAGAGAUAAGAUCGUGGUGGGCUGUCAAAUUUUCUCUGAGCAACUAUGGUGGCUCCACGCCUUCUUUGUACAUAUGGAAUGAUAUGAACGAGCCUUCUGUUUUUAAUGGUCCAGAGCUGACAAUGCCUAGAGAUGCUCUUCAUUAUGGUGAUGUUGAGCAUCGUGAUGUCCACAAUGCUUAUGGUUAUUACUUUCAUAUGGCUACGGCUGAUGGUCUUUUGAGACGAGGAGGUGGGAAUGAUAGGCCAUUUGUAUUAUCACGAUCAUUUUUUGCGGGAACCCAAAGGGUGGGUGCAGUUUGGACUGGAGAUAAUACAGCAGAAUGGGAGCAUUUGAAAGUUUCUGUUCCCAUGGUGUUGACUCUUGGUCUUGCAGGAAUUGCAUUUUCUGGUGCUGAUGUAGGCGGAUACUUUGGAAAUCCCGAGCCUGAAUUAUUACUUCGUUGGUAUCAAUUAGGUGCCUACUAUCCUUUCUUUAGAGGUCAUGCACAUCUUGAGUCGAAGAGGAGGGAGCCCUGGCUGUUUGGGGAUCGAAUGACCAAGCUGAUUCGAGAGGCAAUUCACAUUCGUUAUGCAUUGCUUCCAUAUUAUUACACACUAUUUAGAGAGGCUAGUGUUACUGGAGCUCCAGUCAUGCGUCCCCUGUGGAUGGAGUUCCCAAAUGAUAAAUUAACAUUUUCUAAUGAUGAGGCAUUUAUGGUUGGAGGCAGUAUGUUGGUCCAGGGUAUUUACAGCAAGGGAGCUACUUCCAUCACAGUCUAUUUGCCAGGUUCACAGUAUUGGUAUGACUUGAGAACUGGAGCUGUGUAUACUGGAGGUGAACACUAUAAGUUGGGUGUCUCUGAUGAGAGCAUACCUGCUUUCCAGAGAGGUGGGACUAUUAUUCCUCGCAAGGACAGAUUUCGGCGCAGCUCUACUCAAAUGACUGGGGAUCCUUACACACUAGUCAUAGCAUUAAAUCAAUCAUUGGAGGCCGAAGGUGAGCUCUAUGUGGAUGAUGGGAGGAGUUAUGAUUAUGAAAAGGGGGUGUAUAUCCAUCAACGGAUUGUUUUCUUAAAUGGUAGACUUACCUCUAUGAACCUUGCAUCUGAUGAGUCAAACAAGAAAACAUUAUCUUCAAACUGUAUUAUCGAGAGAAUCACAAUACUGGGUCUACAGUCAAAGAUCUCAGGAGGAACUGCUUUUGUCGAACCAUCAAAUCGAAGAGUUGCUAUUGAGUCUGGUCCACUUAUGCUGCGGCCAAGAUCAUACACUAGUGCAGUUAUUGUGAGGAAACCAAAUGUCAAGAUUGAUGAGGAUUGGUCAAUAAAAAUACUGUAGAGUGUAGACUAUUUGAUCUGGGUAUGAAACUAUGUUGGUCAAGAAUCUCUUUCUGACAAAAUCAACAAAUGCAAUUUUCCUCAUAAUUCAAAUGCAGAUUAUUUUCUUGUCAUGCCUUUA